This is a messenger RNA of Drosophila kikkawai, 1143 nucleotides long. Its product is annotated as cathepsin L1-like. Gene Ontology annotation, molecular function: cysteine-type endopeptidase activity; cysteine-type endopeptidase activator activity involved in apoptotic process. Lineage: Eukaryota; Metazoa; Arthropoda; Insecta; Diptera; Drosophilidae. The record is from RefSeq and is a predicted model, not a curated record. Gene Ontology annotation, cellular component: lysosome. Gene Ontology annotation, biological process: positive regulation of apoptotic signaling pathway; positive regulation of peptidase activity; immune response.
GGCAGUUAAUCAAUCAAUCAAAAGUUAUUUUUUUACGUAUAUCCUGCAACUUUCUUAUAAGUAUACAAAAUGAGUUACUCUUUAAUAUUUACCCUGUUGGUCAUGUCAGCAUUGGCCCAUUCUGCUUUCCUUGACCAACUUCUCGAUAAAGAAUGGCAAGCCUUUACCAAGGAACAUCGGAAGAACUAUCAGGAUAAAGACGUAGAGCAACUUCGUUACAUGAUCUUCAACGAGAAUAGGAUCAAGAUUGCCGAGCACAAUCGGCGAUUCGCUAAUGGAGAGGUGAGCUUCAAGAUGGCGAUCAACGAGUAUUCCGACUUGAUGAGUCAGGAGUUCAGCGAUCUGAUGACCGGCCUCAGCUUCAGCGAGUACGAGGAGAUGAGCACAUUUGAUGAGGGACUGACCUUCAUUUCGCCGGAGCAUGUCACCCUGCCCGAUUCAGUGGAUUGGCGUUCCGAGGGAGCAGUGACCGGAGUCAAGAAUCAAAAGAGUUGCGGCAGCUGUUGGGCCUUCUCCACCACAGGAUCUCUAGAGGGUCAGCAUUUCCGCAAGACCGGAAACCUGGUCUCUCUCUCGGAGCAGAAUCUUGUAGACUGCUCGGGGGGGUCCUAUGGAAAUCAUGGUUGCAGCGGUGGUACUAUGACCCGGGCCUUCAAGUACAUCAAGGACAAUGGCGGCAUCGACACCGAGGAAUCGUAUCCCUACAAGGCCGUCAAUGACAAGUGUAAAUUCAACAGGGCCACGAUUGGAGCUACAAUCAACGGAUUUGUGGCACUGCCAGCAGGUGACGAAAAGAAAUUGGCUGAGGCCGUGGCCACCAUCGGACCCAUUUCCGUGGCCAUACAUGUCGUUCCCGGAUCCUUCCAACACUACUCCUCGGGCGUUUACAUCGAGCCAAAAUGCAAUCCCAAAAAGAUUAAUCACGCUGUCCUGGCUGUUGGCUACGGCACUGAGGGCGGCAGGGACUUUUGGCUGGUGAAGAACUCCUGGGGAGGCAGCUGGGGCGACAAGGGAUACAUCAAGAUGCUGCGCAAUGGGAACAACCAGUGUGGCAUCUCCUCGAUGGCCUGCUAUCCAACGGUUUAGAAGAUUAGUACAUAUACAUUUAAGCAUAGCUAACACGCUAACAAUAUAAACACUACA